Lactuca saligna is the source of this 936-nucleotide messenger RNA. NCBI's taxonomy places the organism in Eukaryota, Viridiplantae, Streptophyta, Magnoliopsida, Asterales, Asteraceae. The record is from the annotation of a GenBank genome assembly.
AUGCGAGGCGACGGAGGAGAAUCCGACUCGGAAUCAGGGCCCGAUUCAGCACCAGUAUUAGGAUCGGAGUCAAACCCGGACGACGAAGCAUCGGAGGCGGAUGAUGGAUCAGAGACGACACCCUGCGACGAGUCGGAAUCAGAUGGGAAAGUUGCCGGCGUCUGGGGCGGUAACGGAUCAGUGCACACGGUGCAGGGGCGCGAAGUAGUCGGGUUGGAGAUCUUGGGAGGAGGAGCAGGAACAGCGGCAGGAGGAACCACAGGGUUGAUGGGCUCGAAACCAACGACAAAGGACUGCAGCGGAAGAGACCCAAUGUGGGCGCUAGACUCCUUAAAGCAAGCUGAGAUUGAGGCUAUUUUUGAGGGCAACACCGUACCUGUGCUGUUUCAUGGAAAUUUUAAUGUCAAACCUUUGUGGAUUGACCUUUCCUUCCUGUGUGAGUGCAUUGAUGGAGCAUGUGACUUACCUCUACCUAAUUUGAAGACUUUGGUGCUUAAAGCAAGUAUGGAUGCCUUCAAUGUUGAUGAACUGAUACGAAUUCUCAAAUAUUUUCCAAAACUGGAGAAUCUCAAGUUGAUUAACAUUAGAGAGGUAAACAAUCACAACAAUACCAGCCGGAAGAAGAUGAUUGUGUUGAUCUUGGAGAUGAAGAAGACAACCAAGCAGAAUGCAGAUCAGAACAUCUGAGUCAGACAAGUCAAUCAAGUGGGAGUCAAGUUACACAGCGAAAAAUCAAACUGCAGAUGCUAAGCCUUUGGUACAUCCUACUGUACCGAAAUGAGCCUACCGCCUACCCCUUCGUCCAGAAUUUCAGGACCUAGUGAAAUGUGUACCGUGUACUGCACCCCUACCAAAGCAUACCGCGAAAUUCAUUGGUAAGUUUACAAUAGAAAACCAUACGGUUCAUACAUUUUUCAAUAUAUAUACAUUUUUCUG